Molecule: messenger RNA, 1414 nt
Organism: Rhododendron vialii
Lineage: Eukaryota; Viridiplantae; Streptophyta; Magnoliopsida; Ericales; Ericaceae
Product: 8-hydroxygeraniol oxidoreductase-like
Exons: 7
Coding region: 135-1268 (377 amino acids)
Biological process (GO): formaldehyde catabolic process
Cellular component (GO): cytosol
Molecular function (GO): S-(hydroxymethyl)glutathione dehydrogenase [NAD(P)+] activity; zinc ion binding
Source: RefSeq, a predicted model, not a curated record
GUAAAACCUUAUCUUCCCGGCAACUCAAUACUCUCUCCCCUCUGGGUGAACACCGGACACCAGGAGCAAGUGAGUGCCGUAUCGUGAUUUCACUGCCACUCUGUUAAAAUCCAAAAAACAUCUUCCUCUACGCCAUGUCUCUGGCCACCUCAAAGACCAUAAAAUGCAAAGCGGCAGUGUCGUGGGGUGUCGGGGAAGCACUGAAGGUGGAAGAGAUACGAGUGGAUCCCCCGAAAGCUUCUGAAGUUAGGAUUAAGAUGCUGUGCGCAAGCCUCUGCCACACUGACAUCCUUUGCUGCAAUGGCAUUCCUUUCCCCAUCUUCCCCCGAAUUCCUGGUCAUGAAGGUGUUGGGAUGGUGGAGAGUGUUGGGGAAGGAGUGACGGAGGUGAAAGGAGGAGACAUAGUGAUACCAACCUACGUAGGGGAAUGCGGCAAGUGUGACAACUGUCAAUCGGGAAAGUCAAAUCUAUGUCAUACCUACCCGUUGAAAGUCGACGGGCUAAUGCCUGAUGGAACAUCCAGGAUGUCAACCAGCAGUGGGACGAGAAUCUAUCACCACUUCACAUGCUCCACUUUGUCCGAGUACAUUGUCAUUGACGCCAACUACAUUGUCAAGUUCGAUCCCAGGAUCCCUCUCCACCAUGCCAGCUUCAUGUCCUGUGGCUAUUCCACCGGCUUCGGCUCCACAUGGAGGGAAGUCCAAGUUCAUAAGGGAUCCUCUGUCGCUGUAAUCGGCAUCGGUGCUGUUGGGCUUGGGGUAAUAGAGGGAGCUCGGACACAAGGGGCAGCCAGGAUAAUUGGGGUGGACGUAAACGAGAAGAAACGAACAAAAGGGGAGGUGUUUGGAAUGACUGACUUCAUAAACCCAAGCAAGGAUUCUGAUAGACGUAUUUCAGAAUUGGUCAAUGAGCUGACUGGUGGUCUUGGCGUCGACUACUGCUUUGAGUGCACAGGAAUUGCAUCCUUGCUCAACGAGGCCAUUGAAUCCUCAAAAGCAGGGAUAGGUUCGGCAGUAUUGAUUGGUGCAGGAAAUGACACAAGCGGACAGAUCAACUUCCAUUCCCUUUUGCUUGGUAAGACAGUCAAGGGUUCCAUCUUUGGCGGGAUUAGACCCAAAUCAGACCUUCCCAUCAUAUUUGACAAAUGCUUAAACAAGGAACUCCAUCUCGAGGAGCUUUUGACUCACGAAGUUUCAUUGGACGAAAUAAACAAAGCAUUGAAGCUAAUGAAGCAGCCAGACUGCGUCAAGGUUAUCGUCAAGUACUGAGCACCCAUUCCCACCCCUCGGCACCGUUAAUUGCAUUAAUAAGAAGGCGUUUAUCUUGUUUUUAGAGUUGCAACCAAUAAUUAUUGUACACGUGACAUUGACAAUGAUUCUGUAACAUUAGGAAUCUUCAGGUUGGUUUCUGUGUU